Molecule: messenger RNA, 450 nt
Organism: Caenorhabditis remanei
Lineage: Eukaryota; Metazoa; Nematoda; Chromadorea; Rhabditida; Rhabditidae
Exons: 4
Coding region: 1-450 (149 amino acids)
Molecular function (GO): calcium ion binding; enzyme regulator activity
Source: RefSeq, a predicted model, not a curated record
AUGGCCGAUCAGUUGACCGAGGAGCAAAUUGCCGAGUUCAAGGAGGCGUUCAGUCUGUUCGACAAGGAUGGUGACGGUACGAUCACAACAAAAGAAUUGGGAACCGUUAUGCGAUCGCUCGGGCAGAAUCCAACUGAAGCCGAACUUCAGGAUAUGAUAAACGAGGUUGACGCCGACGGAAACGGAACUAUCGACUUCCCAGAAUUCUUGACAAUGAUGGCCCGUAAGAUGAAGGACACUGACAGUGAGGAGGAGAUUCGUGAAGCGUUCCGAGUAUUCGACAAGGACGGUAAUGGAUUCAUCUCUGCUGCUGAACUCCGCCACGUCAUGACCAACUUGGGAGAGAAGCUGACGGACGAAGAGGUCGACGAGAUGAUCCGUGAGGCUGAUAUCGAUGGAGAUGGACAAGUCAACUAUGAAGAGUUCGUCACCAUGAUGACCACCAAGUAA